Molecule: messenger RNA, 2027 nt
Organism: Naegleria gruberi
Lineage: Eukaryota; Heterolobosea; Eutetramitea; Acrasida; Naegleriidae
Product: endomembrane protein 70
Exons: 1
Coding region: 6-1997 (663 amino acids)
Biological process (GO): protein localization to membrane
Cellular component (GO): membrane
Source: RefSeq, a predicted model, not a curated record
AAAAAAUGAGAGCACCAAUCAACGUUCUCAUUACCCAACUAGUGUUAUUACUCGUUUUUGUUUCUUUCAUUAACGCUUUCCUACCAGGAAUACCUGAUAAUUAUUAUGAAGAAGGAAAUACUGUAAAAAUUAAAACCAGGAAAUUAUCUAGUACUCACAAUUUGGCUUUUGAUUUUUAUUCUAUGCCAUAUUGCAAACCAAAGGAAAUUAAAAAUAAUGUAGAAAACUUGGGAGAAUAUUUGCUCGGUGAUCGUAUCCACAACUCAGUGUAUUCUGUUGAAUUUAAGAAAGAUGUUAUUUGCAAGAGAUUGACUUCAAUUUCCUCUUGUGAUGGAAAAGCUGAUUCUUGUGUGGAGACAGAAUGUCCUUCCCAAAUCACCUCUGAUGAUAUUAAAAAUUUGAAGGAAAAAAUUGAUGAAGAUUAUUUGGCACAAUUAGUUGUUGAUCAACUUCCUUUUGCUAAUCUUCAAGGUUAUACUUCCUGCGGAAAUCCUCCACCAUCAAAGGAAGAAAUUUUGAAUCAAGAAAAAUCUACAAAGUAUUAUAGACCUGAUGGUUAUCCUGUGGGAUGUAAGGAAAAGAUUCAAUCUGCUGAUGGAACUGUCGGAUUUAAUUAUUAUUUGAACAACCAUUUUACUUUUGUGUUGUAUUACCAUGUUAGAAAGAAUGGUAAACAAGUUAUUGUUGGUGCUGAAGUUUAUCCAACCAGUAUUGAACACACAGAAUCUUCUUGUACUGGUGAUAAGCCACUUCCAGAUGAUUUUGAUAGAUUAGUUAUUGAUGACAACUUGAAGAAUGUUCAAUACUCUUAUUCUAUUAUUUGGAAAGAAAGCUCAAUUGCUUGGGGAUCUAGAUUUGACGCAUACGUCAAUACUGAGGAAAAUCCAGAUGACUAUCGUAUUCACUGGUUCUCAAUUAUCAACUCAUUGCUCAUUGUCUUCUUCUUGACUGGUAUGGUUGGUAUGAUCAUGUUGAGAAUUUUGAGAAAGGAUAUCAAUUUAUAUAACGAAAAGGAUGAAGAAGAUCCAGGUGAUGAAACUGGUUGGAAGCUUGUACAUGGUGAUGUAUUCCGUACUCCAAAGAAUUCUACAUUGUUGGCAUUAAGCGCAGGAGCUGGUAUGCAAGUAUUGGGCUGUUUGGUUGUUUCAUUAUUAUUAGCCCUUGUUGGUUUCAUUUCUCCGGAAUCAAGAGGCUCACUUCCAACUGUUAUAUUGGUUUUGUUUGCAUUUAUGGGUAUUAUUAAUGGAUAUACCACUUUGAGACUCUACAAGAUGUUCCAAGGUAAAUCAUGGAAGACAGUUUCACUUUUGGCAGCUUUGGCUUUCCCAGCAAUUCCAUUGUUCCUCUUCACUUUUGUUAACUUUUUGGUUUGGGUUUCUGUCCAUUCUACAUCAGCCCUUCCUUUCCUUUCACUUCUUGAAAUCUUUGGUUUGUGGCUUGCAAUCUCUGUUCCACUUGUUGUUGUAGGUGCUUUCUUUGGAAACCGUUCAAGUGAAAUUGAAGUUCCAGUCAAGACUUUGCAAAUCCCUAGACAAAUCCCAGUUCAACCUAUUUACAUGCAUCCAGUUAUCUCUGUUUUAAUGGGAGGUGUAUUGCCAUUUGGAAGUGUUUUCAUUCAAUCCUACUUUAUUUUGAGCUCCAUUUGGUUGCACCAAUAUUAUUACUUGUUUGGAUUUUUAUUUGUUGUCUUCCUUAUUUUGGUUGUAACUUCUGCUGAAAUUAGUGUUGUAUUUGCUUACUUCCAAUUAUGUAAUGAAGACUACCGUUGGUGGUGGAGAAGUUUCUUGAGUAGUGGUAGCUCUGCAUUGUACCUCUUCCUUUAUUCUGCUUUCUACUACUUUACUUCUCUUGAAAUUGAUACUUUCAUGAUGACAGUUCUCUAUUUCGGAUAUUGUUCAAUUUUAUGUUACUUCUUCUUUGUUUUGACUGGUGCUGUUGGAUUCUUCUGUUCUUUAUGGUUUGUCAAAACAAUUUAUGGUAGUAUUAAGGUUGACUAAAUUUCUUAUUUAUAAAAUUAAAUAUUUAAA